CUAGGGACUUUUUUCUUCCUGUGAAUUUUAGAGCAAAAAGGUCACCCAGCGUCCCCCCACUUCCACUGUGCAGGUAAGGAUGUUGAGAUUCAGGACUGUCAUUUGUCACAUUUGCUCCAGGGGGUUCACAGCUCACUGUGGGGAAGGAGGGCCAGAGGUGCAAGUAGGCAGGAAGGUCUCAGAGAGUGUCACCCCGACCACAGAGUAAUUUUUGAUACCCCAUCAUUAACACUGCAUCCAACUAUAAAGGGAUUUGUUGACAAUAAACACCAACUUAAAAGUGAUUUCCUGCCUUAUUAAUAGGAUCAGUCCGUGCAAUCAACUUGUUCACCAGAGUCUUCUGAAGACAUAACAGAUGAAUUUUUAACUCCAGACCAUGAAUAUUUUUACUCCUCAACUGCUCAAGAAAACUUGGCUCUAGAGACCUCAAGUCCCAUUGAAGAAGACUUUGAAGGAAUACAACAUGCUUGUGCCCGACCUCAAGCCUCUGGUAAUAAGCCCUCAGGGCAGAUUCCUUUGAGAGUCCCUCAUCUUUACUUUCUGUCAGAUCACACAUGUUUAGAGCUGGUAAGGUCCUUAGAAAUAACCUUCCAGGCCUUUCAUUUGACAGAUGAGAAAACUUAGGCUCAGUGAUUUCCCCUGCCCCUCACUAGUCUCAUGACAUCCAUACAUCAUGUUAUUUAUACCUCCCCUUGCAUUCUUAUAGCAUACGUUAUAGCAGUUGCUUCUUCUUCUAUUUUCCCCCUGUAGUCUCUUUCCCUAGAUUUCAGACUUUUUUUUUUUUUUUUUUUUUUUUUGCCGUACGCGGGCUUCUCACUGUUGCGGACUCUCCCCUUGCGGAGCACAGGCUCCGGACGCGCGGGCUCGGCGUCCAUGGCUCACGGGCCCAGCCGCUCCGCGGCACGUGGGAUCUUCCCGGACCGGGGCACGAACCCGUGUCCCCUGCAUCGGCAGGCGGACUCGCAACCACUGUGCCACCAGGGAAGCCCUUCAGGCUCUUUUGUGGCACAUAGCAGGUGUUCAGUUAUCUUUGCUGAGCUGACCUGAGGGAUUGACCUAGGCCACACAGCUAGUUAUUGACACAGUGACAACCAGAACUAGGUUUCCAUGUCCUUCUCUACCCCAAAAGGCAGAGUUUCACCAUCAUUUUCCUUUGGUUGCUUGGCAUCUUAGCAAAGGGUAAAUAAUAGCCAACAGUACAGUCAACGUAACAUCCUUCCCUUGGGAGGCCUUGGGUUCUAUAUAACUUAGCAACUGCUUCCCGUUACAUGGGAAGUUAACCUUGGAUCAGCAGCUGGGGUGUGACACAAGAUAAGAUAUAAGUGAACCACAGGUUCUGAUACAGGCAUUUAAAAAAUUGUGCACUUUCACUCUUUUAAGGUAUAUGCAACCAUCCAUUUUUAAAACCAGGGUUAUCCACCUCCCAAGCCAUGUAGCUCAGUCCAGGGUCGUGUCUCGACAGUCUGAACCUGGGCUGGGUGGGUUUAGGUUCUGACCAUACUCCCUUCCUCCUGCUGCAUACUCCAGCUUCCAUCUCUAACCUGAUUCAGGUCCCCGUCACAGGCACAAGCAUUUUAAGAAGCUGUAAGCUUUUAGAUGAACAGUUAAAUUCUCAGGACAAUAUGUAUUUAAAGUUCCCAAACCUGGGUCUCUGGCCACCCAGCUCUUUCUGUGGAGCCUCUGCCCAUGAUCACUUUCUGUGUGAGCCUGACCUGUACAUGGCCACUUCACUAGUGUUUGGAAGAGAGUUGAGUAGGAUAGAGAAGUUAUGGGGCAGGCAGGUCAGAAAACCAGGGCUAGUUGGAUACAGACAUCUAAAGUACAUGUAGAAGCCUCUGAUUUCUACUCUGUUUCCUCCUUUUAGCCCUUCUCCUCCCCCUUUUUCACUAGGGCUCUGAUAUAUCAAUAUAUCCUCUCCAUACCAGGCAAUACAACAGGGGUAAAAGUUGCAUACAUGCUGGGUUCCAAGCCCAGUUCUGCCACUGAUUUUUUUUCUGCAUUACCUUGGGCAUGUCACUCCACCUGAGGGCCCCACUUUCCCUCCAUGUAAAGUAAAGGAGAAAGUUAGACUCUAAAAUCUCUAAGUUCCCCUCCAGGUCUAAAUUGUGCUUAUUAGGAAUUCUUUUAUGCUUUCCAGGUGUUCACGCUUUCUAGGCAUUUGAAAAGGGGUGGAAAGAAGAAGAACCCCUAUGCUUCUCCACUGGUGGGGUUUCAGAGUAGCUUGGCUUCUGCUGAAGGUGGCACUUUUAUGGUGGGCCUCCCAUUGCCUACCAGACUACCACCCAGACCUAAAGAAUGGCUGGGGGAUCAUGGGCAUUUGACAGCGGGCAGGCUGGUCUGUCUGUCCUCUUCUCUAUAAGUCAGAGCUAUGUAAUGGUGGGAAGGAAAAUGGAUACUGGCCCCUUGUGUCCAGAGGCCUUACUGAGAGUUGGGGAGGAGUGACUUCAGAUGCUUGAGGCCAACGAGAACAGAAGACAGUUGAAUUAGCUCCUUAGUACUCAAGACCCCAUCCCCACUCUUUAAGUGGUGUUUGGUGGCCAAGAGACACCAGUUAAUGUUCUGGGAAUGCCCAGCUAAUGGUCUUUUCUUUUCUUUCUUUCUUUUUUUUUUUAUUUUCAUUUAUUUGUUUAUUUUAUUUAUUUUUGGCUGCACUGGGUCUUUGUUGCUGCACGCAGGCUUUUCUCUAGUUGUGGCGAGCAGGGGCUACUCUUCCUUGCGGUGCGUGGGCUUCUCAUUGCAGUGGCUUCUCUUGUUGCAGAGCACGGGCUCUAGGCGUGUGGGCUUCCGUAGUUGUGGCACGGGGUCUCAGUAGUUGUGGCGCAUGGGCUUAGUUGCUCCGUGGCAUGUGGGGUCUUCCCGGACCAGGGCUCGAACCCGUGUCCCUUGCAUUGGCAGGUGGAUUCUUAACCACUGCGCCACCAGGGAAGCCCUCGUGGUCUUUUCUAUUUGGAAUCUUUAGUGAACAAACAGUUCUUGGUUUCAUCGCCCCCUGGUGUCUGUUGACAGGAACCAGGUCAGUUUGCCUUCCUGAAAAGACAAAACAACAUUUGUCUCCAGAAAUAACUGUGCAGUUAUAACUGAAAGGCCAGUAAAUGGCUUGAUUGUAUUCUGAGAGUCAGAAUAUAGUUCUCCCCUCUGAGCAAGGGAAAUAAACUUUCAGAGCAAAAACCUCUUCUACAGUGCUCACUCCAAACCCAAUUAGGAAGCACUUUGUUUAUGCAGAUUAUUUCUUAUUCUGGACCAGACCAAGGAAGAUUCUAGAGAAUGAAAGUAAUAAUCUGGGUUGGCAAAAAUUCACUAAAAAAAUGCAUGUACUUUAUUCUUUCAGGUGAAGAAAAGUUCCAAAUGAGAAAAAACCUUGGAAAGAAUGCUGAAAUUUUGACCAGGUCUCAAUUCCAACCUAUACGAAGUACUGAAGACGAACAAGAGCAGACAUUAAAGGAGUCACCAAAGGAAAUGAAAGAGAAAGACAUAUCAUUGACAGACAUUCAAGACCUGUCUAGUAUCUCCUAUGAACAAGACGGUUCUUUUAAGGAAGUCUCAUGCAAAACACCCAAAACAAACCACGCACCUAUUAGUGUCAGCACUCCGCUCAGCCCAGGGUCAAUUUCUUCAGCUGCUAGUCAGUAUAAGGACUGUCUUGAAAGUAUCACAUUUCAGGUUAAAACAGGGUCUACCUCCUUCUGGAACAGUCAAGAAUCUAUUCAAACUUUGUCUGAUAAAUUUACAACUGUCCAAGAGAAAGCAAAGAGCCUAGAUUCCCUUCUUACUUCCUCUGAAACUCUUCCUUCAAGACUGACUCAUCUCAAAAGAUUGCCUACAUUUACUGGGGCUGGUUCCUCCAGCAUUGCUAAGGCACCUGACAUAUCAUCCCGUGCCACUCAGAGGAGGAGCCUGCCAAAAGAACUAGUAGAAGCCAUCUCGCAACAUCACAUUGAUGAGCUACCACCACCGUCUCAGGAGCUGCUUGACGAAAUUGAGCACCUGAAGCGGCAGCAGGCCUCAUCCACAGUGUUGGAUGAGAACACAGCAAGUCAUCUGGGCAUCGCUGCAAGUGAUCAAAGGCAUUUAGAAGAACAAGAAACUAACAGUAAUAAAGAAGACAGCAGUAUGCUUUGGACCAAAGAAACUCAGAAUCUAGAAGAGGAUACAGAGAGAGCUCACUCCACGCUUGAUGAGGACCUGGAAAGAUGGCUGCAGCCACCUGAGGACAGCACGGAGCUACAGGGUCUCCCCAAGUGCUCGGCAAGGGAGACAAAUACCAAAGAUCAAGAAGUUGGUGAAGAGAAGAGAAAAGGGGAAGAAAGCAUCAUGCCAGAGAGAAGGAAAUCAGAGAGCUUUUUAGGGACUUCUGAAGAAGGACGCUGACCCCUGUGAACUGAAUCUGCUGGGCUUCCUGGCCAGCCGGCUUCCUGUUGGCCAAUGGGAGACCCCAGCAGAAGAUCAGAUAAUUGGGAUAUUACUUGCCUUACUGCCUACCUCAGCACCUCAUCUCUGUGUGGAAGUGAUGCCCCUCAACAAACACAGCUUCUAUAGCGCAGCCCAUCCUUCCUAGUUCUAGCUCUCACUGGGUUCCGGUAACUGUUCUGCCCCACCUCCCCACCCCCCGCACCCCAGUCCCUUCAGACUUAGGGGUGAUAAUGGCUUCUCACUGCCGCUGGUCGCUGGAUGCUUUGCCAUACCUUGUUUGCUCUCUUAAUUCUGACAACACCUCUGUAAGUAGUCACUUCAUUAAAGGGCCUGGGGGUGCAUUCUGUUUCCUCCGGGACCCUGACUGGCACAAGGCCCAGAGUGUGUGAGCGUUCAGCUAGUAUUGAACUCACCGAGGACAUAAUGCAGGGACUUAGUGAAAUUAGCAUCAUUCCUGUCCAUUGCUAUGACAGGGAGCUGCAGGAUGUUAGGAGUGGAAGCCCAGUAUCUGUGUUUUUAGAAAGAUUAUAUCUCUGUAGAAGAAAACAAUUGAUGGAGAGAAAACAGUCCACCCUAAACUAGAGAGAGUACUAAUGUGACUUCUGAAUGCUCUCACCCUUUGACCCAGAAAGUAAUCAAGUUGUUUUUUCUUCCUCCUAUCAACAAGAGGAACUAAAACCCUGUUUUUGGAAGCGACUGGGUUGGUCCGAACCAUCCAGGUAAUGAGAUGUCAGAUAUUUGUAAGUCAAAGUCCGCUGUUUAUAGACAACAUGAAUAGACUUUAAACAUGUACCAGCAUCUAAAUAAACAUUAAUGACAAAGACUUGAAUUCAGAGUUGCUCAGUUUUAAAAAUGCUAAUGUUUAUAGUUAAUUAAAAUACAAGGGGAAAUUAAUGCCAACUUUGAUUACAUAAUUGGUAGACAGCACAAGAAUGGUUUUGUUUUGUUUGUUUGUUUUUUUUCUUUGGCUGCCUUGGGUCUUUGUUGCUGCACGUGGGCUUUCUCUAGUUGCAGCGAGCGGGGUGCAGCGAGCGGGGCCUACUCUUCAUUGCGGUGAGCGGGCUUCUCAUUGCGGUGGCUUCUCCUGUUGCGGAGCAUGGGCUCUAGGCACGCGGGCUUCAGUAGUUGCAGCACGCGGGCUCAGUAGUUACAGCACACAGGCCCUAGAGUGCGUGGGCUUCAGUAUUUGUGGCACGUGUGCUCAGUAGUUGUGGCACGCGGGCUCAGUAGUUGUGGCUCAUGGACUUAACUGCUCCGCGGCAUGUGGGAUCUUCCCAGACCAGGGAUCAAACCCGUGUUCCCUGCAUUGGCAGGCGGAUUCUUAACCACUGCGCCACCAGGGAGGUCCCACAAGAACGGUUUUAGAUGGAGGGAGUACAGAAGAUGCUGCUCUCUAAAUGCUUUGCAUUUCCACGAUACACUAGCUUAUCAUAUUCUCGCUUGAUUGUAAAGAUCAAAGUUUCUUUCCUUUGAAUUCAGUUGAAUAAAAAGAGGCUGUUGUUUGUGUCUUUAAGAAACAUCACACCAACCCAAAACUCCCUUUUUUGUUCAGGAUAAUCGUGCUGGAUCAGAGUGACUUGUCAGACUGACCGGAAGUGGACCAUAGAUGGACUCCUGGCCUGCGUUUGAGCGUCCUGUUCGUGAGCUCCCUUCUUCCCUCAUCUUCAGUCACCAUUAGGGCAGUGGUUCCAUUGCUCACACUUUGUUCAGCUGCCACGAUAGACAGAACGACUUGUUUGUUUGCAGCACAUUUAACCAUUUGUUUUCAGUCAGAUUUCUGAAAAGUAAAUGGUAGUUUUGAUUGUAAAGCUUUCUCAUUGUGCCCAGAAUGGCGUUUGGUUUUUUCGUAUAAAUUUUCAAACACUUCAACUCCUGUUAUGUAAUAAAAUGUUUCCUUUUAAUACCA
This is a messenger RNA of Physeter macrocephalus (sperm whale), 6316 nucleotides long. RefSeq names its product inactive serine/threonine-protein kinase TEX14-like. Lineage: Eukaryota; Metazoa; Chordata; Mammalia; Artiodactyla; Physeteridae. The record is from RefSeq and is a predicted model, not a curated record. Bases 3265 to 4368 code for a protein of 367 amino acids. Gene Ontology annotation, cellular component: intercellular bridge; kinetochore; midbody. The transcript has 12 exons. Gene Ontology annotation, biological process: mitotic sister chromatid separation; male meiotic nuclear division; intercellular bridge organization.